CACCUGUCCAUCCAGCCAUUUCCAUAUUCAUAUGCUACGGCGUCGUUUUAGUAUUCGGACCAAACUAAACAAAUUACAAAGGAUAUCGGCCACCGGAGACAGACAAAGGCAACCGAGCUGAUCAACGUCUUGGUUCUUCCGUCCAAUUCAAUCCCCGGAGCUCCUGCUUUCGAUUAACCCAGUAAAGGGUUGGUUUAUUGUGCUUGAUAAAUUGUUUGAUUAGUUGUACUUGUUCACAAGAAGAAAGGAUAUUAAAAUGUGGGGAUUUGCUUCUAAUGCCAUUACAAGCAUUGGACUUAGAAGAAGUUCUUCAGAGCCGAGCCGGGUGUGUUUGGACUCCUCAGACGAUGAAGUUUGCUCAAAUUCAAGCCGAGAGGAAGGGCUAGAAUGCCCUAUUUGCUUGGAAUCGUUCAACAUUGUCGAGAACGUACCCCAUGUAUUAUGGUGUGGUCAUACCCUGUGCAGAAAUUGUGUCUUAGCGCUUCAGUGGGCUGUCUUCAGAUUUUCGACUCAAAAAUUUAAGGUCCCAUUUUUAAUAUCUUGCCCGUGGUGCCACCUGUUUUCUUUGCGGCUGGUUUAUAAGGGGAUUCUAAAGUUUCCUCGCAAAAAUUUCUUCCUUCUAUGGAUGGUUGAGAGCUUCAAUGGUGAUAGGGCAAAGUUUGGUCCUGCCUGCAAUGGGGAAAAUCAACAAAUUGGUUCUCCAAGAGUUAACUUGGCUCCUGGAAAUCAAUCUGGCUAUAGUAACCUGAGGAGGAACCAUUCUAGUUGUCCUUUGCUAUCAAGGUAUAAUGGUGUUGAUGGAGGUGGUCGUGUGGACCGGCAUCAUUUCUCCCUUCACAAGUCUUUGGACUGCUUCAUUCACAUUACAUCCAAGUUCCCAUUAGUUAUUCUGCUGCUGUUGAUUGUCUUUUGCGUAAUACCGGGGAGUGCUAUAAUUUUGGUACUCUACUUGCUACUCACGGUUGUUUUUGCAAUCCCAUCUGUCUUGGUAUUGUACUUUGCAUAUCCCACGUUGGAGAGGUUGGUGAGGGAGAUAACCUCGUGAGGCAUCAU
Argentina anserina (silverweed cinquefoil) is the source of this 1053-nucleotide messenger RNA. RefSeq lists its product as uncharacterized. NCBI's taxonomy places the organism in Eukaryota, Viridiplantae, Streptophyta, Magnoliopsida, Rosales, Rosaceae. The record is from RefSeq and is a predicted model, not a curated record. The transcript is spliced from 2 exons. Bases 257 to 1045 code for a protein of 262 amino acids.